CUAACAUGUCAUUCCUACACAUUGACAGUGAGAGCCCCUUCUCGCUGGACAAUCUGCCUUUUGGUGUCUUCUCGACCAAGGAAAAGCCAUACAUACGCGCCGGCGUUGCAGUGGGUCGACACGUUAUUGAUCUCAGCGCACUUCAUCGUCAUGGGGUUUUCCAAGGACGCCUGAGUGAUCACGCCAGUGUUUUUGAUUCUACCAGCUUGAACGCCUUCGCAGCUUUAGGUCGCCCCUUUAAUCAAAGCUACCGUCUCUUCGUCCGGAAUCUACUGCUAGCGGACAAUCCCGUCCUGCGAGACAACGAGGAACUGCGCCAAGAUGCCAUCUACGACCUUGACAAGGUCCAGAUGCAUCUACCAAUGGUGAUAGGAGACUACACCGACUUUUACGCCGGCCGCAAUCAUGCUUACAAUGUGGGCGUGUUGUUCCGUGGCCCGGAGAACGCUCUCCAGCCGAAUUAUCUCCAUCUUCCCGUCGGGUAUCACGGCCGUGCGUCUUCAGUGCAGAUAUCUGGCCAGCCAGUGUACCGACCAAACGGACAGAUUUGCCCUGGUCCCGCACCCAUAUUGUCGCCAUGCCGCAAGUUGGAUAUGGAGCUGGAGAUAGCAGCCUUCAUCUGUACGCCAAACCCACAAGGAGCUCCUAUACCCAUACAAAAAGCUUCCGAUCAUAUCUUUGGAUUCGUCCUUAUGAAUGAUUGGUCAGCUCGAGACAUCCAGGCUUGGGAAUAUGUGCCACUUGGGCCGUUCAAUUCAAAGAACUUUGCAACAACUAUCACGCCUUGGGUCGUGUUGGCAGAUGCCAUGGAACCAUUCCGCGUGAAGGCGCCAGACGCGCCGACCGGACUACUUCCCUACCUGACGCAGGACUGCAAUGGCGCUUACGACAUUGAUCUUACCGUCGAUCUCCGUAUCAGUGGUGAAACCCAUCGACUUAGUCGAUCGAACGCGCUUCAUCUCUGCUUUUCAUUCGAGCAGAUGAUUGCGCAUCACACGAUAACAGGCUGUCCCCUAAAAACUGGCGACUUAUUUGGCAGUGGCACCAUCUCUGGUAAAGAAAAGGAUAGUCUCGGCAGCUUGCUUGAGAUGACACUUAACGGGAAAGAGGAAAUGCGGCUGGGCUCGGUCUCGCGCACGUUCUUGGAGGAUCACGAUGAAGUGAUCUUAAACGGCGCCGCUGGAGCUUCUGGAGCGCGCGUCGGCUUUGGGCCCUGUAUCGGUCGAAUUCUGCCCGCCAAGUCCCUGUGACAUGACCUGCACGAUGCACGUAAUGCGCUU
Kockovaella imperatae is the source of this 1280-nucleotide messenger RNA. Its product is annotated as fumarylacetoacetase. NCBI's taxonomy places the organism in Eukaryota, Fungi, Basidiomycota, Tremellomycetes, Tremellales, Cuniculitremaceae. Gene Ontology annotation, biological process: L-tyrosine catabolic process; L-phenylalanine catabolic process; homogentisate catabolic process. The coding region runs from base 6 to 1250 and encodes 414 amino acids. Gene Ontology annotation, molecular function: fumarylacetoacetase activity. The transcript has a single exon. The record is from RefSeq and is a predicted model, not a curated record.